AUGGUUAAAACGCAAUAUCGUAGUGUUAAAACUGGAAAAGUCAUCAAUCAAAUCCAGUUUGCUCCUUUUUCUUCACUUGAUAUGCAAAAAGAAGCACAUAUUCAUGUCGUUAGUAAAAAUAUAUAUUCACAAGAUGCUGCACGAACACCAGCUCAAUUUGGUGUACUUGAUCCUAAAUUGGGUGUUUGUGGAGGAAAACGUUUAUGUGAUACAUGUCAUCAAGAUGUUACAAAAUGUCUUGGUCAUUAUGGUUAUAUUGAUCUUCAAUUACCUGUUUUUCAUAUUGGAUUUUUUCGUUCAAUUAUUGUUGUUCUUCAAACAAUUUGUAAAAAAUGUUCACGUGUUAUGCUUAAUAAAGAAAUGAAACAAACAUUUCAACGACAAUUAUGUCGACCUGUUUUAACUUAUUUACAAAAAAAAUCACUUAGAAAACGUAUUCAUGAAAAAGCAAAAAAAUCAACAAUAUGUCCAUAUUGUGGCGAAUUAAAUGGUGCUGUUCUUAAAUGUGCCCUAUUAAAAAUUGCUCAUGAUAAAUAUCGUACACAAAAACGACAACAUAAUGCAUUAGUAGAUAUUAAUGAAUUAUUUCAUUCAGCUCGACAAGCCAAUUCAGAAGUUGCUUCUCUUAUUAAUUCAUAUACAGAAAUAGUUAAUCCAGUUCGUGUAUUAGAAUUAUUUGAACGUAUUCCAACAGAGGAUUUACCUCUACUUCUUAUUGAUGAAUCCAUAAUUCAUCCACGUGAUUUUAUACUCUCAAGAAUUCUUGUUCCACCAAUAUGUAUUCGACCAACAGUUCAAUCUGAUUUUCGAGCUGGCACAAAUGAAGAUGAUUUAACAAUAAAAUUAAGCGAAAUAAUUUUUUUAAAUGAUGUUAUACAACGUAACCGUUUAAAUGGUGUUAAAAUGGAUAGACUUGUUGAACAAUGGGAUUUUUUACAAUUACAAUGUGCACUUUAUAUAAAUAGUAGUUUAUCUGGUAUUCCAGCUCAUAUGCAACCAAAAAAAUGGAUACGUUCAUUUGCACAACGAUUAAAAGGCAAACAAGGUCGUUUUCGUGGUAAUUUAUCCGGUAAACGUGUAGAUUUUAGUGCACGAACAGUUAUUUCACCAGAUCCAAAUUUACGUAUUGAUGAAGUAGCUGUACCAAUUCAUGUUGCAAAAAUAAUGUCUUAUCCUGAAAUAGUUAAUAGAACAAAUAUAGAAUUUAUUCGACAACUUGUUCGAAAUGGUCCUGAUGUUCAUCCAGGUGCAAAUUUUAUAAUUAAUCCAAAAAAUGAUCAUAAAAAAUUUCUUAAAUACGGUGAUCGUAAUGAAAUGGCUGCUAAAUUACGUUUUGGUGAUGUUGUUGAACGACAUUUAAUUGAUGGUGAUAUUGUUUUAUUUAAUCGACAACCAUCAUUACAUCGUCUUUCAAUUAUGGCAUUAUAUGCAAGAGUUAUGCCUCAUAGAACAUUUCGUUUUAAUGAAUGUAUUUGUUCACCAUUUAAUGCUGAUUUUGAUGGAGAUGAAAUGAAUCUUCAUUUACCACAAACGGAAGAAGCAAAAGCUGAAGCACUUGUACUUAUGGGGACAAAAUCUAAUCUUGUUACACCACGUAAUGGAGAAAUGAUUAUUGGUGCAACACAAGAUUUUCUUACUGGUGCUUAUUUACUAACUCAACGUGAUACAUUUUUUGAUCGAUCAAAAGCUUGUCAAUUACUUAUAUGGAUACUUGCAAAUAAAGAUGGAUUAGAAAAAAUUGAUUUACCACCACCAACUAUACUUAAACCUUGUCAAUUAUGGACAGGCAAACAAUUAUUUAAUGUUAUACUUCGACUUAAUAAUUCUUGUAAAGAUAUUAUUAAUUUACGUGUAAAAGGUAAAGCUUAUUCUGGUAAAGAUGAAGAUUUAUGUUGCAAUGAUGGAUUUAUUGUUAUUCGUAAUAGUCGUCUUCUUCUUGGUUGUGUUGAUAAAAGUGUAUUAGGUGCAAAUGGAAAAACAAAUGUUUUCUAUUUACUUUUACGUGAUUGUUCUGAAUUAGCAGCAGCUAUAGCUAUGGCACGUUUAGCACGAUUAACUAGUUAUUAUUUAAUGAAUCGAGGUUUUUCUAUUGGUUUAAUUGAUGUAACACCCGGUGAAAAUUUAUUAAAAGCAAAACAUGCAUUAGUUACUGAAGGUUAUAAUAAAUGUAAUAAUUAUAUUCAACAAUUAAAAGAAGAUAAACUUCAAUUACAACCUGGUUGUUCUCGAGAACAAACACUUGAAGCAUUGAUUUUAAAAGAACUUUCUGAUGUUCGUGAAUCUGCUGGUAAAUUAUGUCUUCAAGAAUUACAACGUUCAAGUAAUAGUCCAUUGAUUAUGGCUAUUUCGGGAUCGAAAGGAUCAAAUAUAAAUAUUUCUCAAAUGGUUGCUUGUGUUGGUCAACAAGCUAUAAGUGGAUCUCGAGUACCAAAUGGAUUUGAAGAUCGUUCAUUACCACAUUUUGAAAAAGAUUCAAAGAUUCCAGCUGCAAAAGGUUUUGUUGAAAAUAGUUUUUAUUCUGGUUUAACACCAACAGAAUUUUUCUUCCAUACAAUGGGUGGUCGUGAAGGUCUUGUUGAUACUGCUGUAAAAACAGCUGAAACAGGUUAUAUGCAACGUCGUCUUGUUAAAUGUCUUGAAGAUUUAUGCUGUCAAUAUGAUAUGACUAUACGAACAUGUACAAAUGAUAUUGUACAAUUUACAUAUGGUGGUGAUUCAUUAGAUCCAAUAUUUCUUGAAGGUAAAGAUCAACCUGUUGAUUAUGAACGAAUUUAUCAACAUGCUCGAGCAAAAUAUCGUUAUGAUGAUGAAUAUCCAUUAAAUGGAAUUGAAAUGAAUAAUUUUGUUGAUAAACAACUUGAAUUAAAUGAAUAUUCAAUAAUGGAUGAAGAAUAUAAAACACAAAUUAGAAAAUUUAUUCAUAAUAUUUCAUUAAAUGUUGAUCAAUUUCGAAUGAAAUAUCAUAUUGAUAAUAUUUUAAAUUCUUAUAUUAAAGAAGAAGAUGAACAAGAAUUAAAAUCAAAUAAAAGUCAAAAACGUACAUUAAAAACAGUAACAAAUCAAUCAAAUAAAAAACAACGUUCAAUAUCAAAUGUUCUUUAUGAAAUUGAACGAUGUACACAAUCACAAUUACUUCAAUUUCUUCAAUUAUGUAAAUAUAAAUACGGACGAGCACGACUUGAACCUGGUACAGCUGUUGGAGCACUUUGUGCUCAAAGUAUUGGUGAACCGGCAACACAAAUGACAUUAAAAACUUUUCAUUUUGCUGGUGUUGCUUCAAUGAAUAUAACACUUGGUGUACCACGUAUAAAAGAAAUAAUAAAUGCUGUUAAAAUACCAUCAACUCCAUUGAUAACAGUUGAAUUAAUUAAUGAAACUGAUCAAAAUUUUGCACGUAAAGUUAAAGGUCGUAUUGAAAAAACAUAUCUUGGUCAAAUUUCACAAUAUAUUGAAGAAGUAUAUGAAUGUGAUGAUUGUUAUUUAUUAAUAAAACUUGAUCUUGAUCGUAUACGUUUAUUACAACUUGAAAUAAAUCCAAUGACAAUUAUAGAUUCAAUUGUUGAAGAUAAAAAAAUGAAAAAAGUUAAAUAUAAUCAAUUAGAAUUAAUAUCACCUGAUAUAAUUACAUUACAUGUAUCUGAUACAUCAAAAGGAAAUAUGUAUUAUACAAUGAAACGUUAUAAAGAAAUUUUACCAAAUAUUGUUGUUAAAGGUAUAUCAACAGUUGAUCGUGCUGUUAUAACAAUUGAUGAUAAAAAUGGUAUAAAAUAUAAAUUAUUUGUCGAAGGUGAAGGUAUGAGAGAUGUUAUGGGUACACAAGGUGUUAAUGCUAAUAAAACAACAUCAAAUAAUACAAUGGAAGUAUAUCGUUGUUUGGGUAUUGAAGCAGCACGAACAACAAUAAUUAAUGAAAUUGUUUAUACAAUGGCAUCACAUGGUAUUGGACUUGAUGUUAGACAUGUUAUGCUUUUAGCUGAUUUAAUGACUUAUAAAGGUGAAGUACUUGGUAUGACAAGAAAUGGAUUAGCUAAAAUGAAAGAAAGUGUUUUAAUGCUUGCAUCAUUUGAACGUACAAUUGAUCAUUUAUAUGAUGCUGCUUAUCAUGGACAAAAAGAUACUAUAUGUGGAGUAUCUGAAUGUAUUAUAAUGGGUAUACCAAUACGUAUUGGUACUGGAAUAUUUCAAUUAUUAUAUAAACAUCCAAAUCGUGGAAGUUUAACUAGACGAGAAUUAUUAUUUGAUAAUCUUGAUAUGCAUCAACCACUUGUUGUUUCUUGA
Messenger RNA from Rotaria sordida, 4278 nucleotides. NCBI's taxonomy places the organism in Eukaryota, Metazoa, Rotifera, Eurotatoria, Philodinida, Philodinidae. The record is from the annotation of a GenBank genome assembly.